UCUCCCCACCCCACUGCGGCGGGCAGGGAGCGUGGGCAUCCCACGCCCUGGUCAGCUGUUUAGUGAGAAAAUAAGCGGUGUGGAAGGAACGAAGCUGGACGACGAGUUUCUGGACAUGGAAAGGAAAAUCGACGUCACCAAUAAAGCUGUUGCAGAAAUUCUUUCCAAAACCACAGAAUAUCUUCAGCCAAAUCCAGCACACAGAGCGAAGCUGGGGAUGCUGAACACCGUGUCGAGGAUCCGGGGGCAGGCGACGGCCACGGGGUACCCGCAGACGGAGGGGCUGCUGGGCGACUGUCUGCUGAAGUACGGGAGGGAGCUCGGGGCCGACUCCAGCUUCGGUGAGUGUCCGGCGGCCCCUCCGGGCGGCCCCUCGCUCAUCCCCGUGUCCGGAGAGCCAGGAAGGGCCCGGCCCUGCCUUUGGGGCCACCGCGCUCUGGGCCACGCCCUGGGCCUUCCUAGCUCAGGUCCCAGGCCCUCGGCGCGGCCUGGCGGGAGUCGGGUGCCAUCUGGGGCGGCCCGAGCGAACCGGGGACCCCGCAGCGUGGCCUCAGCUGGUCUCACUGUCCCCCAGCCCGGAGCCGCAGCAGCUGCAGGUGCCCCAGCCCCGAGCCCCACUCAGGGCCACACCCAGCUGCCCGCAGAGGGGUUGGGAGUGGCCGGGGCAGAGGCCGGACGGAGGGCUCAGCGAGGCGGGUCCAGUGUGGCUCGCGAGCUGGCUGCGGCCUUGCCCAGGCUGCCCGCAGCCCCCGAGGACCUGACCAUGGCUGCCCGGAAGGGGCCCCGGCGGCUGCCGGCGUGGCUGGGCUUCGCGCUCGCCGCCCUCCUGCAGGUAGGGGAGGGGCGGGCGUCCUCUGCCCUCACGGCCGGCGACGCCCGCUCGGCCGAGGAGGAAGACGGCGGCUGGGACGCCUGGGGGCGCUGGAGCGACUGCUCGCGCACCUGCGGCGGGGGCGCGUCCUACUCCCUGCGCAGGUGCCUGAGCGGCAGGGACUGCGAAGGGCGGAACAUCCGCUACCGGACCUGCAGCAACCAGGACUGCCCCCCCACCGCCGAGGACUUCCGGGCUCAGCAGUGCUCGGCCUACAACGAUGUCCAGUACCAGGGCCGCUACUACGAGUGGCUGCCGCGGAACGACGACCCCGCCAGACCCUGCGCGCUGCGCUGCCACGCCCGCGGCCGCAGCCUGGUGGUGGAGCUGGCCCCCAAGGUGCUGGACGGGACCCGCUGCCGCCCCGACUCCCUGGACAUGUGCAUCAGCGGCGUCUGCCAGGCAGUGGGCUGCGACCGGCGCCUGGGAAGCCAGGCCAAGGAGGACCAGUGCGGGGUGUGUGCGGGCAGCGGCGCCACCUGCAGGCUCGUGCGGGGACAGGCCAAGGCCCAGGUGUCCGCUGAGAACAGGGAAGAGACCGUCAUCGCCGUGCCCCUGGGGAGCCGCAGCGCGCGCAUCACGGUGAAGGGCCCGGCGCAGCUCUUUUUCGAGUCCAAAACCCUCCAGGGGAGCAGAGGGGAGCACAGCUUCCAUAGCCCGGGGGUGUUCGUCGUGGAGAACACCACCGUGGAAUUCCAGAGGGGCCCCCAGCGGCAGGUCUUCAGGAUCCCCGGGCCGCUGGCCGCAGACUUCCUCUUCAAGCCCUCUGUCCAGACCAGGUUCACGGAGGCCGGGGACAGCGUGGUCCAGUUCUUCUUCUACCAGCCCAUCAGCCACCAGUGGAGACAGACCGACUUCUUCCCCUGCACGGCCACGUGCGGCGGCGGUGAGCAGGGCUUCGGCACACGCAGGCCACGCAGACGUCCUGGCGCGUGGGGCGGCGGCGUGUGCACGGUGACCUGCGGCCGCGGCCUGCGCUACAGAGUGGUCCUGUGUGUCAGCCACCGCGGGGAGCACGUGGCCGGCUGCAGCCCGCAGCUGAGGCUGCACAGCAAGGAGGAGUGCGUGGUGCCCGCGCCCUGCCCCAGGCCCCGGGGUGAGUGGGGCCCUGCCCGCCCGGCCCGGCUGCUCACCGACGGCAGCUCCCGGAGCCUCCCAGACGCGCUGUGCCCGGGCCCCAGGGCCUCUUCCCGCAAGUCCUGCGCCAGGACCGAGUGCCCGCCACACUUGAGCCCCGGGGACUGGUCCCAGGGCGUGGACAGCAUGGACACCGCCCCGCUCGACCCGCUGGUGGGCAACGUGAGCCGGCUCCUGGCGGCCGGGGCGGUCAGUGAUGAUGACCUGGCCUCCCAGCUCGUCCACCAGCUGGUGGCCAGCCUCCCCCACGCGCCACCUGCCCGCCCACCCCCGCCGGGCGGCCAGGGAGAGGAGCCGCCCGCCGCCCAGCUGCGGGGUGCCCCGGCACUGGGGCCCCCGAUCCCUCGUGGGAGAGACUCGGGCAGGCCGAGGGGGCCCAUGCUGAGGCGGGCGCGCCAGCGCCCCUCCGUCGCCUUCAACAGGACAGUCCACUCCAGGACCAAAGCCGCAGCGUACAUCACGGGAGCCACACGGGUCAUCAGCCUCCUGUGUGAGCUGGCCACCCCCGGCGAGGCCACCUACGGCUGGACGAAGGACGGAGUCGCGCUGCAGGCCUCCGGGAGCACCAGUGUGUCUUCCCGCCGCGCCGCCGAGCGUCCCGGUGGGGGCUGCAGUGCGCGGGGUGGGCACGUCUCGGAGGUCGGGCCGGGUCGCACAGGGCCGUCAGCGGGACUCGGGUCUGAGGAUAGCGCGUCUGUGCCCGGUCAGCCGGGUCGCCUCGGUCUGCUCUCUGCCCGGCAGUACCCGCAGCACCCCGCCGCCCCCCUGGCCUGGCGCACGCUCAGCGUGGGGCCCCAGGGCGGGCGCUUACUGACCGUCCCUCGGCCUCUGCCCGGGAGCCCACCGCACUCGGCUGAGCCUCUGGGGCACUCCUACCCCAAGCGCAGCCCUGGGGGCUCCUCCAAGCGCAGCCCUGACACGGAGGAGCAUCUGGCCGCGCUGCGGCCGGACGUCACCUCCAAGACAGAAGCUUCGUGUGAGCUGCAGGCAGGUGGCGUCCACCUGGUGGUGGCCUCGGAAGCUGACCGCUGCAGCCCUGCUUGGUGA
Molecule: messenger RNA, 3055 nt
Organism: Condylura cristata (star-nosed mole)
Lineage: Eukaryota; Metazoa; Chordata; Mammalia; Eulipotyphla; Talpidae
Product: ADAMTS-like protein 3
Exons: 18
Coding region: 116-3055 (979 amino acids)
Biological process (GO): extracellular matrix organization
Cellular component (GO): extracellular matrix; cytoplasm
Molecular function (GO): metalloendopeptidase activity; protein binding
Source: RefSeq, a predicted model, not a curated record